Camellia sinensis is the source of this 1906-nucleotide messenger RNA. The record is from RefSeq and is a predicted model, not a curated record. NCBI's taxonomy places the organism in Eukaryota, Viridiplantae, Streptophyta, Magnoliopsida, Ericales, Theaceae.
AAAGACCCCCACAAUUCCCCAAUUCCCUUCUUUUUUUCCCGUCUUCACAAUUAUAAAUUCCCUUUCUCUCUCUGUAAUCCAUCUGGUUCUACGUGAAUCUACACAACCCCCAAAUCUAGACCGAGAAAGAGGUUUCUCUUUUCGAUUCCCUUCAAAACUUUAAUGGAUAAAUUGUCAAUCGACUCAACUCAGUUCAUCUCUCUUCUUUCGAUUCAUUUUUCUCAUCCCUCCGAUCUCUUCUUCUCCAAAUCUUUUCGUCGUCUGAUUCCUUGUCAAUCUUGUAUCUUCAUCUGACAUCUGCAAUCGAGAGCUGUCACCAAUGGGAAAGCGUAGUUCUCAACGUAAGAAUUCUGCAAUGUUGGAUACUGAUGAUAGUGAUAGUGUGAGUUCGUCGUCGACUGUUCGAUCAGAUAACAUGGCGGUGUCCGGUGCUGAAGAAGUGCAGCUGGGCAGCGAGAGUUUGCUUGAUCGAUGCAUAGAUGAUUUAUACGAAAAAAGGGGGUCCACGAGAGAGAAAGCCUUGGCAUCAAUUAUAGAGGCUUUUAGUAGCAAUUUGCAGCACGAGUUUGUGGAAAAGAAGUUUGCUACUUUGCUGCAUCAGUGUCUGAAUUCGAUCAAGAAGGGGUCUGCUAAGGAGAUAGCUUUAGCAGCUCAUGCCAUUGGAUUGCUGGCUCUGACCACUGGUCCUGGGGAAAAAGCUCAGGAAAUAUUGGAAGAUUCUGUUCCUCCUAUUUCACAAGCUCUCAAAUCUGGCUCUGAAACAUCAAAGAUUUCGUCGUUACUAGAGUGUUUGGCUAUUAUCACUUUUGUUGGUGGAACUAAGCAAGAGGAAACAGAAAAAUCAAUGCAAAUGAUGUGGCAUGUGGUUCAUCCAAAACUGUCUGCCAAUGUAGUGGCCACUAAACCUUCACCAGGUGUAAUAACAGCAAUGGUUUCUGCUUGGUCAUUUCUUCUUACCACUAUGGAGGGAUGGACAAUUGAUCCUAAAAUCUGGCAAGAGUCGAUUUCUUAUUUUUCUACUCUGCUAGACAAGGAUGAUAGAUCCGUGCGCAUUGCAGCUGGCGAAGCACUUGCCUUAAUUUUUGAGAUAGGAAACUUCAAGUUCUCUGGUGAAGCUAAAGCAUCUAGUGACAGCUCUGUCUCUCGAGAGGUUGCACAUAUACAGGGAUUGAGGGGGAAAUUCCUAAGUCAAGUGAGAAAUCUUUCUACGGAGGCAGCUGGUAAAGGGUCUGCUAAGAAAGAUCUUAACAGUCAGCGGAACAUAUUCCGAGACAUUCUUGAGUUUCUUGAGGAUGGUUAUCCUCCAGAAACCUCAAUGAAGAUAGGAGGCGAGUCUCUGAACACGACAUCAUGGUCUCAACUGAUACAGCUGAACUUCUUAAAGCAUUUUAUUGGGGGAGGAUUUGUUAAACACAUGCAGGAAAAUGAAUUUCUUCAUGAGGUCUUUGGGUUCACACCAAAGAGAAAGCAGCUUCCAGGAAAUGAGCCUCGUAUGUCUAUUAGUGAUAAGGCAUUCACUCUUUGUACAGAGAUUGUACAAGUCACCAAACUCGGUCGUGAACAAGGCGAGGACACAAUAUCGCAACAAGCAGCGAAUGUUUUCGCAGGAUAAGAACACUGGGCACUAUGCAGUUGGUUUAGGUGAUGAGUUCUAAAUUCUUCCAAACAUUUGAGGCUUUAAGAAGUAUUUCCUUAUCUUAAUAUUUAUAUUAUUGUUAACCCAUAUGAUGAUAUGAUACCAUAAAAUGGGAACUACUUUGAUUUAUAGUUAGGGACAUUGUUGAGAACACACAUUAGAUCUGUGUAAUUUGUCAAAAUUCUUUCGUUUAUCCUAUUCAGAAACAUUUGUUUCAAACAUCAAUGAAAUAAGUUAAUGGUUAAAUGGAUGUUGGUAUGAGGUUGAUAA